Messenger RNA from Oncorhynchus kisutch (coho salmon), 3027 nucleotides. Its product is annotated as calpain-1 catalytic subunit. The transcript has 23 exons. Gene Ontology annotation, biological process: proteolysis. Gene Ontology annotation, cellular component: cytoplasm. Gene Ontology annotation, molecular function: calcium-dependent cysteine-type endopeptidase activity; calcium ion binding. Bases 146 to 2260 code for a protein of 704 amino acids. NCBI's taxonomy places the organism in Eukaryota, Metazoa, Chordata, Actinopteri, Salmoniformes, Salmonidae. The record is from RefSeq and is a predicted model, not a curated record.
GCAUCUUUGUUCUGGCCUUCACUCAUAUGACAUGAUAGAUAUAUUUACACAUAUCGGUUAACAGAGACACUGAACGUCACCUCGGAAAGUGUCUAAAAAGAUUUCGGGUCAGUGCCUGCUGCCUCCCACACUGAAGGACUGAAGCAUGUACCCAUUCGGAGGGGUCUCAGCGCGCAUCCAGAGGGAGAGACUACACGCCGAGGGAAUGGGAACCAACGAGCAGGCGCUGAAGUUCCUCAACCAGGACUACGAGGCCUUGAAGCAGGAGUGCCUGGAGAGCGGCUGCCUGUUCGAGGACUCCUGCUUCCCCCCCGAGCCACCCUCCCUGGGCUUCAAAGAGCUGGCCCCCCACUCAUCCAAAACCCAGGGCGUGGAGUGGAUGAGGCCCACAGAAUUUUCAGAUAACCCUGAGUUCAUUUUGGGCGGUGCCACAAGGACUGAUAUCUGUCAAGGAGCACUGGGUGACUGCUGGCUCCUGGCAGCCAUUGCUUCCCUCACCCUUAAUGAGAAGCUGCUACACAGGGUGGUCCCUCAUGGUCAAUCCUUCCAAGACAACUACGCUGGCAUCUUCCACUUCCAGUUCUGGCAGUUUGGAGAGUGGGUGGAUGUUGUCAUUGAUGAUCGACUGCCUGUCAAAGAUGGCGAGCUCAUGUUUGUUCACUCUGCUGAGGGUAACGAGUUCUGGAGUGCCCUGAUUGAGAAGGCUUAUGCCAAACUGAGUGGCUCCUAUGAGGCCUUGUCUGGUGGCAGCACCACAGAGGGCUUUGAGGACUUCACCGGUGGCGUGGCAGAGUUUUACGAGCUACGUAAGGCACCUAAGGAUCUGUACCGGAUCAUCGGUAAAGCCCUGGAGAGAGGCUCCCUUCUGGGCUGCUCCAUUGACAUCACCAGUGCCUUCGACAUGGAGGCAGUGACCUUUAAGAAGCUGGUUAAAGGCCAUGCCUACUCUGUCACAGGUCUGAAGCAGGUGGAUUUCCGGGGUCGCAUGGAGAGGUUGAUCCGUAUUCGUAACCCCUGGGGUCAGGUGGAGUGGACCGGGGCUUGGAGUGAUAAUUCGUCUGAGUGGAAUGCGAUUGAUCCAACAGAGAGGGAGGACAUGAAUUGUCACAUGGAGGACGGGGAGUUCUGGAUGCCCUUCCAGGAGUUCCUGCGCCAGUUUUCCCGGCUGGAGAUCUGUAACCUGACAGCAGAUGCUCUGAGUGAUGACAGCCAGAGUUUCUGGAACACCAUCAAGUUUGACGGAGGCUGGAGGAAGGGCAGCACAGCUGGAGGCUGCCGGAACCACCCAAACACCUUUUGGAUCAAUCCCCAGUAUAAGAUUACCCUGCUGGAGGAGGACGACGACCUUGAGGAUGAAGAGGAGGCCUGCAGCUUCUUGGUGGCUCUCAUGCAGAAGGAUAGGCGCCGCUACCGACGCCAGGGGCAGGACAUGCACACCAUUGGCUUUGCCAUCUAUGAGAUUCCAGAAGAGUUUAAGGGUUGUCAAAGUGUUCAUUUGAAGAAAGACUUCUUCUUGAAGCACUCAUCAUGUGCACGUUCUGAGACCUUUAUCAACCUGAGGGAGGUGAGCGCACGGCUGCGCCUGCCACCCGGGGAGUACCUGGUGGUACCCUCCACCUUCGAACCUGGGAAAGAGGCUGACUUUGUCCUCAGAGUCUUCACUGAGAAGCAGUCGGAGACACAAGAACUGGAUGAUGAUGUGGUGGCAAACUUUGAAGAUGAGGAGGACAUCUCAGAGAGUGACAUUGAGGACUCAUUCAGGGCCAUGUUCGCUCAGUUAUCUGGGGAGGACAUGGAGAUCUCUGUCCGUGAGCUCAGGACCAUUCUCAAUAGGGUCGUGACCAAACACAGGGACCUGAAGACUGAUGGGUUCAGCAUGGAGUCCUGUAGAGGCAUGGUCAGCCUAUUAGACAAAGAUGGCAGCGCUCGCCUUGGUAUAGUUGAGUUUCAGAUUCUGUGGAAUAAGAUCAGGAAGUGGCUGGGAAUCUUCCGCCAGUUUGAUCUGGACAAGUCUGGAUGUAUGAGCUCCUAUGAGAUGCGUCUGGCCUUGGAGUCUGCUGGAUUCAAACUGAACAACAGGCUGAACCAGGUGCUUGUGGCCAGAUACGCUGAAAACGAGGUCAUCGACUUUGAUAACUUUGUCUGCUGUCUGGUCAAGCUAGAAGCCAUGUUCAAGGCCUUCCAGACGUUGGAUAGAGAAGGCGCUGGAACUGCUGAAAUGAAUGUCACAGAGUGGCUGUAUAUGACCAUGUGUGGUUGAAGUGUAUGGUGAUCUAGUAUGCUGUAGAAGAGGACACAUACACACCCAUAGUAGAGGACAACCAUAGCCUCAAAGAGCCUCCAAAGCAUCUCAGUGCACCCAACUAAGGCUUGCAUCAUCUCAAACAAUCCCAAAGAAAAUGCUACUCCCUGCAUUUUAAUAACCACCACAAAUACUUUGCUGCCUCUGCUCAAUAACUUGGCAAUUGCAUUUAAACUGGUCAAUUACACGUGAUGAAAAUGAAAUGCUCUACUAAGGGAGUCGCUGCCUAUAAAUCACUGCACGCAUUAUACAAUUGCAAAGUUUUCAGGGCAUACCGUUAUGCAAAAAAUACAUGUAUUUUUAAAGUUCCAUUCCAAACCUCUUAGGUUUUCCUCUCUUUUGUUUAACCAUCAAAUUCAGAUGUUAGUCUAUCAUAAGAGAUGAUGACAUUAUGUAUUUUUUGCUACCUUUCACGGGAUCUUGGAUUAUAGAAAGUAAGUAGAGCUAUAGGCUGUUAAUGAACUGCAAAUUGUACUGAUGCCUUCGUCUUUAGGAUACCUCAGUACAGUAAACUACAUCAGUUAAAGACAGAAAUAUAACUAAUCUUUUUCUCAAGAUGGCUAUUUUAGUCUAAAAAUUGGCGAGGGUACUUUCAAUUAAAACACUAAAUGUAGGAAAGGGAUUCCUCAAUGUGACAAGGUAAAAAGUAACUUCGAUGCAUAUGCUGAACUGCACAUUUUAAUUCUACGAAUAAUGUCACUGAAUAAAAACUGACUGAUCAUGUA